AAACUGUAAAAAAAAAUAGAUUCACACAAUCAGCAACAUGGCAGAAAAUUAUUACUUAGGUCUUGACUUGUCUACACAACAAUUAAAAUGCACGUUGAUAAAUGAAAACCACGACAUUGUCUUGGAAGAAGCAAUUAAUUUCGAUAAAGACUUGCCUGAAUUUGGAACCGUUCACGGUGCCAUUGUAGACGACAAUGUCGUAACCUCUCCUACUUUAAUGUGGGUCAAGGCUCUUGAUCUUUUAUUAACACGUUUAAAGGAUUCGCCAUAUGUUGGUUCUAUCCGCGGUAUUUCAGGAGCCGGCCAGCAACAUGGCAGUGUUUAUUGGAACAAGGAAGGUCUUGAACAAUUAUCUAAUCUCGAUCCUGCCAAAAGCAUGUACGAACAAUUGGAUAAUGCAUUCUCUAUUCAACAAUCACCCAUUUGGCAAGAUGCAAGCACAACUACUGAAUGCCGCGCCUUAGAAAAAUCUGUAGGUGGUGCCGAGGCCUUAGCCAAAUUAACGGGAUCAAAGGCAUAUGAAAGGUUUACAGGAAAUCAAAUCGCUAAGAUCUAUCAUAAUAAUAGAAAGGCUUAUGACGAAACUGCUCGAAUUGGUCUUGUAAGUUCAUUAUUAUCGAGUCUUUUGCUAGGAAAGUUUGGGCCAAUGGAUGCAGCAGAAGGCUCAGGUACCAAUAUGAUGGAUAUAAACUCUCAUAAAUGGGAUAGCAAACUCUUGAAGCAAUGCGGUGGGGAUGAAUUACAAGAGAAGUUGGCAGAAGAACCAGUAGAAGGUGGUGAAGCACUUGGAAAAAUCAGUGGUUAUCUCGUAAAAAGAUAUGGCUUCAAUGAGGAUUGUCGCAUUAUGCCUUUCACUGGUGACAACUCCGCCACACUUGUGUCCAUGAAUUUGAGUGAAGGUGAUUGUGUAGUAUCUCUCGGAACGUCUGAUACCGUUCUUGUAUAUCUUAAAAAGGGUGCUGCAGAACCUACAACCGAAUCACAUCUUAUGGCCCAUCCAACCGACCCUGAGGGAUUUAUGGGUAUGCUUUGUUAUAAAAAUGGAUCAUUAGCUCGAGAAUAUAUUCGUAAUUCUUACGCUAAUGGAAGCUGGGACGAGUUCAACGAGUACUUGGUUAACAAGGAGGCAAUGACCGAAGGAAAUAUUGGCUUUUACUAUUGGAUGCAAGAAAUUAUUCCAUUUGCCAAAGGAAUCUACAGAUUUGAAGAUUUAAAAGCCGUAGAGGAAUUUAAAGAUAAGACUAUCAACGUGAAGGCUAUUGUAGAAUCACAAUUUAUGUCGAUGAGAAUUAGAUUAGAACGUAUGGGUGGUAAAAGCAUCAAGCGUAUAUUGGCCUCUGGUGGUGCUGCAGCAAAUCCUAACAUUCUUCAAUUACUUUCCAAUGUCCUGGGCUUACCCGUGUAUAGACAACAAGGAAUGAAUGGAGCUAGUCUGGGCGGAGCGUUAUUAGCUAAAUUUGGCACUGUCAAAAACGCAUCAUUUGAGGAUAUGAUGGCUCAACAUCCUUCCGCUGGUUUAGAACUCAUUUGUAAACCAGAUUUGGAAAAGACCAAACAAUACAUUUCACAUGUAGGACAAUUUACAGACUUAGAAAAAAAAAUUGUUCAAUAAAAUUGUAUAAACGUAUGUACUUGUAAACAUCAUAAUAAAAU
Mucor mucedo is the source of this 1653-nucleotide messenger RNA. RefSeq lists its product as uncharacterized. The record is from RefSeq and is a predicted model, not a curated record. The transcript is spliced from 4 exons. NCBI's taxonomy places the organism in Eukaryota, Fungi, Mucoromycota, Mucoromycetes, Mucorales, Mucoraceae. Gene Ontology annotation, cellular component: cytosol. The coding region runs from base 38 to 1612 and encodes 524 amino acids. Gene Ontology annotation, molecular function: D-xylulokinase activity. Gene Ontology annotation, biological process: xylulose metabolic process.